This is a messenger RNA of Emiliania huxleyi CCMP1516, 402 nucleotides long. RefSeq lists its product as hypothetical. The record is from RefSeq and is a predicted model, not a curated record. NCBI's taxonomy places the organism in Eukaryota, Haptophyta, Isochrysidales, Noelaerhabdaceae. The transcript is spliced from 4 exons. The coding region runs from base 1 to 402 and encodes 133 amino acids.
AUGGAGUACUCCGCCAGGUUGCUCUGGGGGUCCUCCACGAGCACCCACUUUGCGCCCUCGGUCGAAGGCAGAUUGGGAAUGACGGCGGCAACGUGGAGGAUCAUCCUCGCCGUGACAUCGCUCGGGGACUCGAAGACGUACUCGGCGACCUCCGUCUUGACGGUCUGCCCGUUUGGCGAGGUGAUGGGCGCGAGAGCAAACUCGGCGCUGCCGGUUUUGAGCACCUCGCCGUUGUCGGCGGAGACCAAGAAGUUGUUGGUCGUGACCCUGGUGUCCUUUGCCAGGAAGGCCGCGGUCAGCGACGAGGCGAACGUGGUGCCAAAGAGCAGCACGAGGAGCAGCACCGCCACGAAGAACGCCUUCUUGCACGGCGACACGUCGUUCAUUGCCUGGCCGCAGUAG